GAUUGAGAAGAAGCGCUUCCGGCAGUCUUGAAUCACUAAUCAACACACCAGCUUUCCGGGCCUGACGCGACCCUUGUCUCGGGCCUCUCGGAAUCGUACAGCCGCCCAGCCCCGCACCUGCGACGUGGCAGUCCAUAGUGGAGCCUCCUUGCCUCGGUCCAGGUCCAGAUGUCCCUGUGUCAUGGCUGCCCCAGCAUUAGGGGACCCCAGGACCCUGUGAUUGGCGCCUGCGCCUGCUGACGGUGACGGAGGAGCCCCCCCUAGGGACUUGGGCAUUGCUUGUGCUUGGUGUCUGUCCUUCGUGCUCCUUUCGGUGAAGCUAGGGGAGAGGGCGAUUUUUGUUGUCACUUGGUUCAUUCAUUUAUUCGUUUGUUCUUUUAUUCUUUCCGAAACCAAUUAAUGAGGCAGCAUAGUGUAGUUGUUAAGAGUGCAGGCCCUGGAGCCUGGCCGUGUUGAUUUUCCCUCUCAGCCAUUUCUGACAUUAGGCAAGACAGUAGGCCUCAGCUUCCACAUCUGCAAAGUGGGGUAAUAAUAGUAUCUACUUCAUAGAGAAGUUGGGAGAUUGGAAUUAACAGUAAAGGCAAAGCCCGGCAUGUAGUAGGCACUCACUGUACUAAGAUCACAGUUGUGAGAGCUAGAUGGAAGAAUAAAAUUGAGAUAAGUACUAGUUUAAAUAUCGGGAUAAAUGCUGUGAUGGAGACAUGCAAAGUGCUGUGAGAAUAUGAUGAAGGGAGUUGUACUGGGGAGGUGAUAGAGGGUGGUGACUUAAGCCAUACUUAAGAAUGAAUACAAGUCUGCCAGGGAUGUGGUGGGUGUCAGGGCAUUUCUGGCAGAGAUCACAUCUUUAAGCUGUGAAAAUGCAUGGCAUUCUCAGCCUGAGUAGUCUGAUACUGGUAGAUCUAAAGUGAUCAUUUUCUCCAGGAAGUUCCUCCUUUGUGUUUUCUCACUGCACCAGGUCUGUGUCUCUAGAACAGCUCUUACCACACAUUUUAAUAUUGAAAUGUCCUUUUUAUGUUUUUCUCCCUCACUUCAGGGUAAGGAUCUUGCAUUAGUCUUUAUCUCUUCACAUGAUACCUGGCAUUCGGUAAAUGUUUGUUGAAUUUGAAGAGACAUAUGGGCAAUGAAUCUGGAAGGGGAGAACAUCCUUGGUCCUACAGUGUUGCUGACACUGACAUUUUUCUAAGUGGUCUUGAACUGCCUACUUUUUAUGUAAAUAACUGGCUAGACUUCAUAUUUUUCACUACAGAAGCCCAUAACCUGCAGUUGCUAGAGAUUUUAAAACACUGCUUUUCGGAUAUCAUCUAUAUUUAACUUGAAAGCUCUUCCUUUCUUAUUCCAAAAUGUUGAGAUACUGGGGAGAGAUACCAAUCUCAUCAAGCCAGACCAACAGAAGUUCCUUUGACUUGCUCCCUCGGGAGUUCCGACUGGUAGAAGUCCAUGACCCACCCCUGCACCAACCCUCAGCCAACAAGCCCAAGCCCCCCACUAUGUUGGAUAUCCCCUCAGAGCCAUGCAGCCUCACCAUCCACACCAUUCAGCUGAUCCAGCACAACCGACGUCUGCGUAACCUCAUUGCCACAGCUCAGGCCCAGAACCAGCAACAGACAGAAGGUGUAAAGACCGAAGAGAGUGAGCCUCUUCCGUCCUGCCCUGGGUCACCUCCUCUUCCUGAUGACCUCCUUCCUUUAGAUUGUAAGAAUCCCAGCGCCCCAUUCCACAUCCGGCACAGUGACCCAGAGAGUGACUUUUAUCGUGGAAAAGGGGAACCUGUGACUGAACUCAGCUGGCACUCCUGCCGGCAGCUCCUCUACCAGGCAGUGGCCACAAUCCUAGCCCACGCAGGCUUUGAGUGUGCUAACGAAAGUGUCCUGGAGACCCUAACUGAUGUGGCACACGAGUAUUGUCUUAAGUUCACCAAGUUGCUGCGCUUUGCUGUGGAUCAGGAGGCCCGGCUGGGGCAGACUCCCUUCCCCGACGUGAUGGAGCAGGUUUUCCAUGAAGUGGGCAUUGGCAGCGUGCUCUCCCUCCAGAAGUUCUGGCAGCACCGCAUCAAGGACUAUCACAGUUACAUGCUGCAGAUUAGUAAGCAGCUCUCUGAAGAGUACGAAAGGAUUGUCAAUCCUGAGAAGGCCACAGAGGACACUAAACCUGUAAAGAUCAAGGAGGAACCUGUGAGCGACAUCACCUUCCCUGUCAGUGAGGAACUGGAGGCUGACCUUGCUUCUGGAGACCAGUCACUGCCCAUGGGAGUCCUUGGGGCUCAGAGUGAACGCUUCCCAUCUAACCUGGAGGUCGAGGCUUCACCACAGGCUUCAAGUACAGAAGUAAAUGCUUCACUUCUUUGGAACUUGGCCCACGUGAAAAUGGAGCCGCAAGAGAGUGAAGAAGGCAACGUCUCUGGGCAUGGCGUGCUGGGCAGCGAUGUGUUCGAGGAGCCCAUGUCAGGCAUGAGUGAAGCUGGUAUCCCCCAGAGCCCUGAUGACUCAGACAGCAGCUACGGCUCCCACUCCACUGACAGCCUCAUGGGGUCCUCCCCUGUUUUCAACCAGCGCUGUAAAAAGAGGAUGAGGAAAAUAUAAGGCAAAGAGGGAGAGUUUCUCUCCAGACCUACAAGACCCAACAGAAAACCUUGAUGUAUUCUAAUUCGUUUCCAUAAACAGUGAUUUGACUUUUAUUCUUAAACACAGUGGAUUUUCCUGAUAUCAGUGGAACUGGAUUUAACCAAAUAAGUCUGCUUUUUCCUUUUGCAUCCAGUUUUUGUAGUUUUCCACAACAACCAAGCUACCUUUCACAGACAUCAUGACACUGGGAUGGUAAUCCAGAGACCAAAGCACUGUCCCUGACAUCUACUGUGUGACUAGACAAGUGACUUAGCUUCUCUAGAGCUGUUUCUCUUGCACAACUGAGAAGAAUCAUACUGCUUUUACCUACCUUGCAGAGAUAUUAUGAAGAUGGAGAUGUUGUUAAGCCUCAAAGCUGUGCUUGAAUAGACUCACAAGUAAAUAUAUGCUGGUAUCAGAUGUCAAUUUUUUUUUAACUUGCUUCAUUUUUGGUCGAAGUCCUUGGGAAUCCAGUGCUAAUACCUAAUAGGAAAUAGCUAAACAUUGCAUAGCUUAUCUAUCAGUAGUCUUGUUUUCAAACUGUUUUUGCUGCCCAUGAGGUCGCCUAUGAAGUCAGAGUGGUCUGUGGUAAACAGGCUUUUUGCUUUUUCAUACAGCCCUCUACUAUCUCAGCCACAUAUUUUCUUCUGCUCUAGACUUUUUCCAUGUAUUUCCACCAUCUUUAUUUUUUUAUUUCCAUUCAGAUUUUUUUUAUAUUUUCACCAUGUACACUUUUUGGUUGCUCCUUUCAUUUUUCUCCUUUGUGAAUGAAGCAAACAGGACCUGUCCAAGGACAGGCUUGUGCCUAUUUCAUUUGUUGCAUCUGCUUGGCCAUCAGAGAACAGUCCAUUCCUUUGCCAGAAUUCCGUCUGCACAUUGUGUUUCUACUGGAUGGGCAGCCGCCAAAAGGAUAACAGUAUGCACCUUUCUGCUUUACAUCGUGUCUUGAACAACUUUACUGCUGUUACUCAUCCAUAGCAGUACCUGCCCUGCUUGGCAUCUGAUAGUCUCAACCAGUAUUUAUUAAGUAAAUGAUGUAGCACUGGAAUAAUCAGGAGUAAUUAGCAAAUGUGUGCAUGUUAAAUACUGCUGAAGUUUGGUUUGGGGGUGCAGAAUACAAGUCUUGUGAAAGUUAGAGCACUCCUUUAGUGGAGACCAGAAAUCAAGGCCCACAUCAUUGAGUGCCUUAAAUAUCCAGCACUGAGAAUAAAUAUGAAUGCAAUAGCAACAAAAUGAGGUUAUAAUUUAAACUGUUACCAGAUCAUUUAUAAGUUUGCUAAUUGCACAUCCUUGGCACAUUUAUCUAAACCCUUCCUGUUCCAGGCUUAGCUUUAUUUUUGCUUAUUUAUUGAUGAAAGUACACAUCAGGUGGUCAGUUUCCAUAAAUUAGCCACCUAGUAUUUAAUUCAUUCACUUAGCAAACAUUUGUUGAGUACCUAUUAUGUACUGGGUCCUCUGCAAGGGAUACACAGAUGAGUAAGACUGUCUCUGCCCUUAUGGAGCUUAUAGCAUAGGCCAGACAAGUUCCUCUUUAAGUAAAAAGUAUACAAAGGCACUAAGGGAAAAAAUCAGGUAUGUUCAGAGUUUUGCCGUGCAAAUGGUUUCCUCUCAAAGAACAGGUUCAAGUUUUUAGACCAGUGGUUUCCAUUAGUUACAGAAUACUGAAAUUAAUACUUCAUGUAAAGCGAAACACUUUUAUUUAUUUUUAGAAUGUUAGAUUGGAGAAUAGGCACCAGAUGGUCAAGGUUGGGGUACUCUGAUAAAGCAGGUGAUAAGCACAUUGAUAUCUGAGAUUCACCUGGCCUAGAAUUACGUCAUAGGCUGUUUGAGUUAGAAUAUUGUUCUGAACUUAGCAUGCAUCAGAAUCCCCUGGAGGCCUUAGUAAAACGGACUGCUAGGCCCCACACCCCCCCAGUUUCUGAUAUAGGGCUUGAAUGUCCCAUUUUUAGUAACUUCCCAGAUGAUGCUGCUGCUUCUGGUCCAGAGACCACACUUUGAGAACCACUGAUCUGGAAUACAGGUUAGGCAGGGAUAAAAUUCCUUAAGAGAAAUGUAUAAUGUUAUAAGAUACUGUGAAGAAUGUGGAGGCAAAGCAAACCCUUACCAGGGCUGUUAUAUAUGGAAUGUGCAACUGACCCAAAUCUGUGGACUUUGAGUAAAUCACUAAGGAUACACUGCAUUAAGUUAAAGUACAGUACAAACAGGGCCUGGCUUUGUACCUGGUUACUAGGUGUGGUACGUACAUGGAACUUUAGUAAACAACAUGUGGCUUUAAACCUCUCUUCUGAACUGCAGUGACUAUUUGUGAUAAUUUUCUUAUUUGAAAUUAUGACAGGCAGGCUUACAACAAAGUUAAAAUUAAAAACUCUUUAUCCAAGUCACCAUCUAAAGUAGAAUUCUUAUUCGUUAACAAUGUUUUGCCCACUUUCUUCAAUGAACCUGGUGUUCUACAAUAAGCUACCCAGUCUGAGGCACAUUUCAUACCAAGAUUGAUUGAUUGCCAAGGAGACUCCAGUGCCAAGCUCUGGACAAGCUCCUGUUUCCCCCUCUCUUUCUGCUAAAAGGAGGGGAACUCGUGGUGCAGGUUCAAAGGCAAGAUGCUGGAGAAGUAGAGGCUACAGAUCCAGCCCACUAAGUUCUCUCUCUGUUCUGUCCAUCAGCAGCAAAAGUAUGUGCGUUCAAAUGAUAAAACUUGCAGUUUUAGGCUUGAAGGGAUAUGAGCAUCCAAAACCAGAAUAUCCUUCCUUGCAUAAAUCCAAGGAAAAUGCCAAGGGGAAUCAGCAUCUACCUGCCAGGUCCAGAUGUAUUCUAUCCCUGGCUUCAUCUGAGUCAGGAGAUUUCACUAGUAAGAGAAACUGCUAUCCUGAACAAAAUUGUCCUUUAUAGUAGCCCCCAAUCAGAGAUAAGGAUAGUCCCUUCACACAGAGUUCCAAAAUUUUGGACUUUAGAAACUAUUUGUUGUUUCUCUUCCAGUACUGUGCCAUUGAUUCUUGCAUAAAAUUCUGGAAUGCUGGCUCUUCACGGCUUUCCUCUGUAACUGCAAGGAAAAAAGAAGGUUAAUUCUUUUUAAACUCUCCCAUUAGACAGGUGGAUUAGAGCUGCUGUCACCCAUCCAUCAGAAAUAGUACCUUUGACCCUUGAACAACACGGGUUUGAACUGCAUAGGUCCAUGUAUACACGAAUUUUUUUCAAUCGUAAAUACUACAGUACCACACGAUCCACAGGUGGUGAAAUCCACGAAUGUGGAACCACAGAUACAGAGGGCCAACUAUAAGUUAAUUAUACAGGGAUUUUAAACUGUGAGGAGGGUGGGUACCCCUAGUCUCCAAGUUGUUGAAGAGUCAACUAUAUUUCUAAGACACUGUAUGUCCACUUCUCCCAAUAAGGAAAUAUCUCCUAGAAGCAGGCUGUAUUUAUCAUGUUGCCCAAAAUGUACAAUUUCUUUGACCUGUAAGUGGGGAGAAUACCUCCUUCAUAAAGUAAUUAAAAUGAGGUCCCACUCCUACAUAUUUUUAACUGAGAGAAAUGAAAACCUCUGUCCACAAAUACCUGUUAAUGAAUGUUUAGAGCAGCUUUAUUCAUGACAGCUAAAACCUGGCAACAACCCCAGUGUCAAUCAGCUGGUGAAUGGAUAAACAAAGGUACAUCCACAUAAUAGAACUAUUACUCAGGAAUAAAAAAGAACAUAUUACUGACACAUGCAGUAACAUGGAUGGAUCACAAAAGCAUUACACUGAAUGAAAAAAGUCAAAUGCAAGUUAAAUACUGUGAUUCCACUUACACAACAUUCUGGAAAAGGCAAAAUUAUAGGAAUAAAAAUCAGGUAAGCGGUUGCCAGGAACUGGUGUGGGGGAAGGGACUGAAUAAAAGCGAGCCUGAGCGAACUUUUAGGGUGAUGGAAGUGUUCUGUUUCUUGAUUAUAAUGGUAAUUACAAAACUAUAUAUAUGUAUUAAAAUUCAUCAAGCUAUACACUUUAAUAAAAGGGUGGGAUUUAUUGUUUGUAACUUAUACCUCAAUAAAUCUUAUUAAAUGAU
Molecule: messenger RNA, 6635 nt
Organism: Globicephala melas (long-finned pilot whale)
Lineage: Eukaryota; Metazoa; Chordata; Mammalia; Artiodactyla; Delphinidae
Gene: SUPT7L
Product: SPT7 like, STAGA complex subunit gamma
Cellular component (GO): SAGA complex
Molecular function (GO): protein heterodimerization activity; transcription coactivator activity
Source: RefSeq, a predicted model, not a curated record